This is a messenger RNA of Trichoderma virens Gv29-8, 1437 nucleotides long. RefSeq lists its product as uncharacterized. NCBI's taxonomy places the organism in Eukaryota, Fungi, Ascomycota, Sordariomycetes, Hypocreales, Hypocreaceae. The record is from RefSeq and is a predicted model, not a curated record. Bases 1 to 1437 code for a protein of 478 amino acids. Gene Ontology annotation, molecular function: aldehyde dehydrogenase (NAD+) activity. The transcript is spliced from 4 exons.
AUGGUUUCCACUUCCAUUGAAACGCGGCUAUUCAUCAACGGUAAAUUCCGACCGUCUUCUAGCAAUGAGACCUUUGAUCUCUUAUCCGCGAAAUCUGGCUUGUUAUUAGCUAAAGUAUAUGAAGCGACGACGGAGGAUGUAGACGACGCCGUAGCGGCAGCCAAAGCCGCCUUCCCAGCAUGGGCGGCUCUCUCCCCAUAUGAAAGAGGAAGAUAUCUUGUGCGGCUUGCCGAUCUCAUCGCGGAAUCUGAUGCAGCAUUGGCUAGGCUGGAAGCUGAGUCUAUGGGUAGGCCAGUGUCGACAUACUUUGAUGCGACUGCGGGUUCCAAGUAUUUCCGCUACUUCUCUGAGGCUGCAUAUCCUCAGGGAGGUUCCAGUUUGAACACACCAGGAUUCGUGAACAUCACCUUGAAGCAGCCGGUAGGUGUUGUUGCUGCCAUUAUUCCUUGGAAUGCGCCUCUCGUUUUCUUUUGCAAGAAGCUGGCGCCAGCUUUGGCCGCAGGCAAUACCGUUGUUCUCAAGAGCAGUGAGAAAGCGCCCUUGACUUCCCUGUAUGUUGCUGGUCUCGCUCAAAAAGCCGGCUUCCCUCCAGGGGUCCUCAACGUUCUCUCUGGCCACGGCCCCAUCUCAGGCGCGGCGCUUGCAUCGCAUAUGGAUGUUCGAGCUCUGACAUUCACCGGCUCCAACCGCACGGGAAAAUUAAUUGCCAAGAUGGCUACUGAUUCCAAUAUGAAGAAGUUGAUAUUCGAACUCGGCGGCAAGUCGCCCGCGAUCAUUUUCGACGACGCUGAUAUCGACGCCGCAGCGCGGGAUACCCAGUUCAGCAUCCAGCUCAUCAGCGGACAAACCUGCAUGGCGAAUUCGCGCAUCUAUGUGCAGCGCAACAUUGCGGAAUCCUUUAUCGACAAGUUCAAGACGUUGUUCACGUCUGCUCGGUUGGGCGAUCCGACUGAUCCCAAAGUAAACCAUGGGCCGCAGGCGGAUAAGAUCCAGCACGCUACCGUACUACGAUAUAUCGAGCUGGGUAAGAAGACUGGGAAGUUGAUUACCGAAGAGCAAUCCGCUUCCGGCCUGUAUAUCAACCCUACAAUCUUCAGGGACGUCCCUGAGGACGCGCAAAUCAUGAAGGAAGAAAUCUUCGGUCCAGUGGUUAUCAUAAACAUGUUCGACACAGAGGCAGAGGCUGUGGCUAACGCGAACAAUACCGAACAUGGUCUAUACGCAGCGGUGUAUACUAAAGAUCUGGAUCGGGCGAUGAGAGUUGCCUCGAGGUUGGAGGCGGGUACGGUGGGGGUGAACUGCACGAGCCCGACGAAGGGGGAUGACAUGCCAUUUGGCGGGCAGAAGGGGAGUGGUUUGCAGAGGGAGAGUUACAUACAUAGUAUGGAGACGUUCAUGGAGACGAAGUCGGUUUUGAUUAAGGUGGCAGGGCUGUGA